This is a messenger RNA of Homo sapiens (human), 1780 nucleotides long. RefSeq names its product interferon regulatory factor 9 (gene IRF9). Gene Ontology annotation, molecular function: transcription cis-regulatory region binding; RNA polymerase II cis-regulatory region sequence-specific DNA binding; DNA-binding transcription factor activity. Lineage: Eukaryota; Metazoa; Chordata; Mammalia; Primates; Hominidae. Gene Ontology annotation, biological process: positive regulation of transcription by RNA polymerase II; regulation of DNA-templated transcription. Bases 76 to 1470 code for a protein of 464 amino acids. The record is from RefSeq and is marked validated. The transcript is spliced from 10 exons. Gene Ontology annotation, cellular component: nucleus; cytoplasm.
GGAGAGAUCAGCCGCCCAGCCAGGAGUUAAGCUGAGGUCGUCUGAGCCCUGCGACAGCCUGGACAGCAACUCAGGAUGGCAUCAGGCAGGGCACGCUGCACCCGAAAACUCCGGAACUGGGUGGUGGAGCAAGUGGAGAGUGGGCAGUUUCCCGGAGUGUGCUGGGAUGAUACAGCUAAGACCAUGUUCCGGAUUCCCUGGAAACAUGCAGGCAAGCAGGACUUCCGGGAGGACCAGGAUGCUGCCUUCUUCAAGGCCUGGGCAAUAUUUAAGGGAAAGUAUAAGGAGGGGGACACAGGAGGUCCAGCUGUCUGGAAGACUCGCCUGCGCUGUGCACUCAACAAGAGUUCUGAAUUUAAGGAGGUUCCUGAGAGGGGCCGCAUGGAUGUUGCUGAGCCCUACAAGGUGUAUCAGUUGCUGCCACCAGGAAUCGUCUCUGGCCAGCCAGGGACUCAGAAAGUACCAUCAAAGCGACAGCACAGUUCUGUGUCCUCUGAGAGGAAGGAGGAAGAGGAUGCCAUGCAGAACUGCACACUCAGUCCCUCUGUGCUCCAGGACUCCCUCAAUAAUGAGGAGGAGGGGGCCAGUGGGGGAGCAGUCCAUUCAGACAUUGGGAGCAGCAGCAGCAGCAGCAGCCCUGAGCCACAGGAAGUUACAGACACAACUGAGGCCCCCUUUCAAGGGGAUCAGAGGUCCCUGGAGUUUCUGCUUCCUCCAGAGCCAGCACCAGGUAGGGCUGUUCUAUCCCCAGACUACUCACUGCUGCUCACCUUCAUCUACAACGGGCGCGUGGUGGGCGAGGCCCAGGUGCAAAGCCUGGAUUGCCGCCUUGUGGCUGAGCCCUCAGGCUCUGAGAGCAGCAUGGAGCAGGUGCUGUUCCCCAAGCCUGGCCCACUGGAGCCCACGCAGCGCCUGCUGAGCCAGCUUGAGAGGGGCAUCCUAGUGGCCAGCAACCCCCGAGGCCUCUUCGUGCAGCGCCUUUGCCCCAUCCCCAUCUCCUGGAAUGCACCCCAGGCUCCACCUGGGCCAGGCCCGCAUCUGCUGCCCAGCAACGAGUGCGUGGAGCUCUUCAGAACCGCCUACUUCUGCAGAGAUCCUCCAUGUAGCCUAUGCAUGGCACUCCUGCGCUUGUGUGUUGCAUAUCCUGUGUGGCCAUAUGCCCAGCCUGGCAGCUACCUGGCAGCUCUCCUCCAGCCAAGACAAUGGAAGAGGUGGUUCAGACUUGGUCAGGUACUUUCAGGGCCUGGGCCCCCCACCGAAGUUCCAGGUAACACUGAAUUUCUGGGAAGAGAGCCAUGGCUCCAGCCAUACUCCACAGAAUCUUAUCACAGUGAAGAUGGAGCAGGCCUUUGCCCGAUACUUGCUGGAGCAGACUCCAGAGCAGCAGGCAGCCAUUCUGUCCCUGGUGUAGAGCCUGGGGGACCCAUCUUCCACCUCACCUCUUUGUUCUUCCUGUCUCCUUUGAAGUAGACUCAUUCUUCACACGAUUGACCUGUCCUCUUUGUGAUAAUUCUCAGUAGUUGUCCGUGAUAAUCGUGUCCUGAAAAUCCUCGCACACACUGGCUGGUGGAGAACUCAAGGCUAAUUUUUUAUCCUUUUUUUUUUUUAAUUUUGAGAUAUACGCCCUCUUUCAUCUGUAAGGGACUAGGAAAUUCCAAAUGGUGUGAACCCAGGGGGCCUUUCCCUCUUCCCUGACCUCCCAACUCUAAAGCCAAGCACUUUAUAUUUUCCUCUUAGAUAUUCACUAAGGACUUAAAAUAAAAUUUUAUUGAAAGAGGAA